AUGAUUGCAUCUAGACAACUCGGGGUUGUUGGCAAGUCCAAUAUUGCCCGUCCCAUACCUACCAUCUACAGAAGCAUCUCAACCACCUCCUCCAGCAUAACGCAAAACUCGCGACGACCAUUAAACACACAGCAAUCCCAGACACAACAGUCUCAAAGACGAUCGCUUGCCACCGUUGUUGGCGAUAACCCAAAACCUAAGAAGCAUGGUGGUCUCCGUGACCAGGACCGUAUCUUUCAAAACGUGUACAACAACUAUGGCCAUGAUCUUAAGUCUGCCAAGAGAAUGGGUGAUUGGUACAAGACCAAGGAAAUCGUUCUCAAGGGCCACGAAUGGAUCAUUGCCGAGAUGAAAAAGUCCGGUUUGAGAGGUAGAGGUGGUGCCGGUUUCCCCUCCGGUCUCAAGUGGUCUUUCAUGAACCCUCCUGGAUGGGAGAAGAAUGUUGGCCCUAGAUACCUUGUCGUCAAUGCCGAUGAGGGUGAACCCGGUACCUGCAAGGAUAGAGAAAUUAUUAGAAAGGACCCCCACAAGCUUGUCGAAGGUUGCUUGCUUGCUGGCCGCGCCAUGAAUGCUACUGCUGCUUACAUUUAUAUUCGUGGUGAGUUUUACAACGAGGCUGCCAUUCUCCAAACCGCCAUCAAUGAGGCUUAUGCCGACGGCUUGAUUGGUAAGAAUGCUUGUGGCUCUGGCUAUGACUUUGACGUUUACAUCCACCGUGGUAUGGGUGCUUACGUUUGUGGUGAGGAGACUGCUCUUAUUGAAUCCCUCGAGGGUAAGGCUGGUAAGCCCAGACUGAAACCCCCAUUCCCUGCCGGUGUUGGUCUCUUUGGCAGACCCACCACCGUCACUAACGUCGAGACUGUUGCUGUUGCUCCUACCAUUCUUCGUCGUGGUGGUGACUGGUUUGCCGGCUUUGGUCGUGAGAGAAACUCUGGUACCAAGCUCUUUUGCAUUUCUGGUCACGUCAACGAGCCUUGUACUGUCGAAGAGGAAAUGUCUAUUCCUCUUAGAGAGCUUCUUGAGAAGCACUGCGGUGGUAUCCGUGGUGGCUGGGACAAUCUCCUUGGUGUUAUUCCUGGUGGUUGCUCUGUCCCCAUUUUGACCAAGGACGUUUGUGAGCAUGUUCUUAUGGACUAUGAUGAUCUUAAGGACCAUCAAUCUGGUUUGGGUACUGCUGCCGUCAUUGUUCUUGAUAAGAGCACUGAUAUUGUUCGUGCCAUUCAACGUUUCUCUUACUUUUACAAGCACGAGUCGUGCGGUCAGUGCACUCCUUGCAGAGAAGGUACUACUUGGCUUCUGAAGGUCAUGGAUAGAUUUAAGGCUGGUCAAGCCGGCCCCCGUGAAAUUGAUAUGCUUUGGGAGCUUACCAAGGAAGUUGAAGGUCACACCAUUUGCGCUUUGGGUGAUGCUGCUGCUUGGCCCAUCCAAGGUCUUAUCCGCAACUUUAGACCUGAGCUUGAGGCUCGUUUCCAGAAGUUUAAUGAGGAUGUUGGCGCAGUUUCUGUUGGUGGCUGGACUCCUGGUGCCACUGUUGGUUCCGGUAAAGUCAUUGGAGGCCCUGUUCCUGGCAGCCAUUAA
Magnusiomyces paraingens is the source of this 1578-nucleotide messenger RNA. RefSeq lists its product as uncharacterized. Lineage: Eukaryota; Fungi; Ascomycota; Dipodascomycetes; Dipodascales; Dipodascaceae. The transcript has a single exon. The coding region runs from base 1 to 1578 and encodes 525 amino acids. The record is from RefSeq and is a predicted model, not a curated record. Gene Ontology annotation, molecular function: NAD binding; FMN binding; NADH dehydrogenase (ubiquinone) activity.